Messenger RNA from Hypoxylon trugodes, 2040 nucleotides. RefSeq lists its product as uncharacterized. Gene Ontology annotation, molecular function: ubiquitin conjugating enzyme binding; ubiquitin protein ligase activity; zinc ion binding. Gene Ontology annotation, cellular component: ubiquitin ligase complex; cytoplasm. Gene Ontology annotation, biological process: positive regulation of proteasomal ubiquitin-dependent protein catabolic process; protein polyubiquitination; ubiquitin-dependent protein catabolic process. The record is from RefSeq and is a predicted model, not a curated record. The transcript is spliced from 2 exons. Bases 1 to 2040 code for a protein of 679 amino acids. Lineage: Eukaryota; Fungi; Ascomycota; Sordariomycetes; Xylariales; Hypoxylaceae.
AUGGCCACAUCUGUCCAGAAACCUUCGUCUCUGGACUUAACCUGUGGUCCGGACGACACUCCCCCCGAACUUAGAGACAUCGAUUAUACAACCCAAGUCUUGCUGUUCUCUCCCGAGAAUACCGAGUCCUAUUUCCGCGACCUGAUUGCGAAGGCGACAAAGCUGGGUAUUGUCGUUUCCCGACCUUCGAGUGUGGUCUCGAUAGAUGAUAAACGGAAUACGUCGGGCGCUGAAUCGAGCAUCACUAUGGAUACAAGCCACGCGCGCACCACAUCGACGGGGUCGGGUGGUUCCGCAAGCACCAAGCUUACAAUCCACUCUUUGAACAACAGACCUCCCGAACCCUUGGCACGAAUCGGUGCAAGGAAACGGCCGAGAGCUCUUACAUUUGCUCAAUACGAGAAUUAUCUCGCCCAAGUCGAACCAGACCUCAAUCAACCGAGGUUCAUGUCGCCUUCAUCUGCGGAAACCGAAGCUGCCCCGAGUAUAUUUAGUAUUAGUACGAAUAGAAGCUAUCUCAGUAUUAGGAGGGGACUCUCUAAACUACGGCAUAGGCGGAAAAUCCCACCUUGUCCUGGAAAUGUGGUCAUUGCAUGCAGAGAAGAUAUCCAGCCAGGUCAAACUCUCCAGAAGCUCCCGUGCGGACAUAGCUACUGUCCGAGAUGCUUGAAGAUCAUGAUUAACCAGGCCACUACGGACGAAUCGAAAAUGCCGCCGCGUUGCUGCACCCAACCCAUACCGGCCUCAAUCAUUAAAUCUGUACUGGCACGCGAUGAGCAACAUAAGUUCCUCAAGGCUGUCGCACAGUUUAGCACGCCUUGGGAGUCACGAGUAUUCUGCUGCAACCCGGGUUGCGGAGAAUUCAUUCCGCCCCGGUCCCGGAUCGAUCCCAAGUACCCAUUCCAAGUUGCCUGCCAUAAGUGCAAGACUAGAGUUUGCGUCAUGUGCAAGAGAGAUGCUCACCCAGUAGACCAAGAUUGCCCUGAUGAUUGGGAACUCAAGGCCGUUUUGAAGAUGGGCGAGAAGUCGGGUUGGAGAAGGUGUUAUAAAUGCCGAACCCUCGUUGAGCUCACGCAGGGAUGUACACAUAUGACUUGCCGUUGUCGAGCCCAGUUUUGCUAUAUUUGUGGCGCUGUGUGGGAUCCAAUGGUAGGUUGUCCGAAUUUCUGCAAUGGCGAAGCCGAAAUGGAGCGUCGACGUCAAGAGGAAGAGAACCGGGUAGCAGCACUCGCAGCCGCCGAGGCAGAGAAGAUGGAGGCGGCUGCGAGAGAAACGGCCGAAAGACACGAGGCGGAAGAACGUACUAAGAAUUGCCAAGAAUUCAAAUCCCUGCGGGAAAAGCAGGAAAGAGAGAUGGAGCGGUUCCAAACCUUUGAAAGAAAAUCUAAAUGGCUCAUGUGGACGAGACAUGCGCAUCAGAAGCUCGCUCUCGUGGAGAAGCAGGCAUCAUCGAUUGAGAGAAUGAAGGAACGACACGCGAAGACGUCAGCUAACCUCGAAGACCGCCAGGUGGCUGCGGAGAUGGAAUUACGCUCAAGCCUGGAACAGAGCGAAAAGAACGUGAGGAUUCGCCUUAAGCACAUGGAAGCGUAUUGCGAUGGUCUCGGCAAGAAUCCGGAUGCGAGUGUGCCUUCUCGAAUAGUAACGGAACGAGACCUGCGAGAACUUGGACAGCAAUACAAUGUGGCAAAGAAUAUGAGACAGCUUCAUCAAGCCAAGAUCAACGUGAUGCGCGAUCGGCAAGCCAAAGCUCUUGAAGAGCUUCUUGAAAGACAAGAGCUAGAGAUGAACAAACUGGUCGAAAAGAAUAGGAAAGAAAUGGAGAACCUUGAGUCCGACUUUGCAGAUGAAGAGGAUGCUUUAACGACGACUUUCGCCGAGCGCAAAUCAGCACUCGAAAGAAAAUGGAAACUCGAAAUGGAAGUGAAACGUAGAGAAUUAGAGGACCAGAAAGGAUUAAAGUUCGCAAUUGUGUACCCUCUUCAAUGGCCCCGUGAGGAGGAUACGCUUGAGGACGGUCUCUCAUCCGUGGACGAAUGA